Molecule: messenger RNA, 351 nt
Organism: Funneliformis geosporum
Lineage: Eukaryota; Fungi; Glomeromycota; Glomeromycetes; Glomerales; Glomeraceae
Source: the annotation of a GenBank genome assembly
AUGAAUUCUGCUGAUAUAUAUACUGCAGCUAGAUCAUAUUUACGUCAAAAUAUCAUGAAUUGUUAUUUUUAUCUUAUUUUAUACAUCAAGUUAAUCGAAAUAUUCAAAGAAUCUUCAGAUUAUCAUGAAAUAUCAACUAAAGCAAUAGAAUUAGUUUCAUUUUUUAAUACUUCAUCUUAUUUCUUAGGAAAACUUUGUGAAGAGCAAAAAUCAAUUUAUGAUAAAGUAAUUGUUUUACAAUAUUUAUGUGUAAUAAGAUGGAAUAGCCAUUACAUAUGUUUUAAUAGUUUAGUUAAAACUAAAAUUGCACUUAAGAUUCUUGUUACUAAAUAUGAAAAUUUAUCAAUCUGA